GCAGUAGGUGGCGGUAUGCACCUUGAAAUAGUUUGCAAUCCGCCAAUAAAGCAAAAGAAGACGAAGAAAAAGAAGGCGAGCGCUUACGUCAGAGGGGGACAUCGAAAGAACAAAAUGGAGGAGUAUAGCAGAGAGCCGUGCCCCUGGAGGAUCGUGGAUGAUUGUGGUGGAGCUUUCACCAUGGGAGCCAUUGGAGGAGGAAUAUUUCAGGCAGUGAAAGGUUUCAGAAAUGCACCUUCAGGGAUGAGCCACAGAAUGAGGGGUAGUUUAACGUCCAUUAAGACUAGAGCUCCACAACUAGGAGGUAGCUUUGCGGUGUGGGGCGGCCUCUUUUCCAUGAUUGACUGCGGUUUAGUCAAAGUGCGAGGCAAGGAGGAUCCCUGGAACUCGAUAACAAGCGGGGCCAUGACAGGAGCAAUCCUCGCUGCAAGGAAUGGACCAGUAGCCAUGGUGGGCUCAGCCGCUAUGGGGGGUAUUCUGCUGGCCUUGAUAGAGGGCGCUGGGAUCUUGCUUACGAGGUUUGCCUCUUCACAGCUGCCAACUGGGCCCCAGUUUGAGGAACCUGCCCCCGCUCCCAUUCCCACCUCCCCCUUCGGAGACUACAGACAAUAUCAGUGAGAGGGCCUCGCUCCCCUCUUCACCCACUAGAUCUUUUUAAAUUCCUUGCUGAAGUUCAGAAGAAGAGACGAAGGUGCAGAACGCCACCCUGUUUCCCUGUUAAACGCUACACCAAACUGUUGAGAACUGAUACGGGGGAGUGAAGGACAGAGCUCGUCUUCAUUUUUCUUCUUUUAUGAGACAUGUACAGAUCUGCCUUUUGCCGUUCUCAGCCUUGUCACGUGCAUCUGUGUCGCUCAGAACCGCGUCGGGGUGAAGGUUGUUCAUUAGCCGUACGGACGAGACGCUCUCUCUCUCUCUGUUUUGUUGACAUGCACAUAUGCUAGCAGAUGAGCCCCGAUGGUGUUGAAUCUUAGAAAAGAAAAAAAAAAAAAACAUGAAACGUAAUCAAAUGCUAUUUGUAAAUACAGUAAAGGCUUUUGGCUCGUGUCCACAUAUGUCGGUCUUUUUUGCCUUUUUAAUGUCAUGCGCUUGAGUUGGCCGACGACGCUCGGUUGGCCUUCAGGUUUUAUUCAGAGCUGCAGAAACGGAUCCAUUCCUGGAAUAUUAGUUUGUUUUAAUAUUAUUUAUUUCAGAGUGUGAAGACUUGUCAAUCUGUUCUGUUUUUACGAGAUGGUGAUCUUUGCAGUCGACACAGUGUGGGGAGUACUGCUAGGGACAAAGAUUGGCAUCGGCAGUUCAUUUGACUGGAGCAACUCACGAAGCAAGGGAUAGAUGCAUAAUGUAUUAAAUCUGUACAACAGAUUGACCUAUGGUACAAUAAAGGCAUAAAUUGUUAAA
Fundulus heteroclitus (mummichog) is the source of this 1398-nucleotide messenger RNA. It is a transcript of the gene timm17a, whose product is annotated as translocase of inner mitochondrial membrane 17 homolog A (yeast). Gene Ontology annotation, molecular function: transmembrane protein transporter activity. The record is from RefSeq and is a predicted model, not a curated record. Lineage: Eukaryota; Metazoa; Chordata; Actinopteri; Cyprinodontiformes; Fundulidae. The coding region runs from base 16 to 618 and encodes 200 amino acids. The transcript has 6 exons. Gene Ontology annotation, cellular component: mitochondrial inner membrane; TIM23 mitochondrial import inner membrane translocase complex. Gene Ontology annotation, biological process: protein import into mitochondrial matrix.